GCACCGGGGCGACCUGAUGUUCCCGACGGCCCGUGCGUCGGCGGUGGUUGGGUGGUAAGAUGGCGGCUGUGAGUCUGCGGCUCGGCGAUUUGGUGUGGGGGAAACUUGGCCGGUAUCCUCCUUGGCCGGGAAAGAUUGUUAACCCACCCAAGGACUUAAAGAAACCGCGUGGGAAGAAAUGCUUCUUUGUAAAGUUUUUUGGAACAGAAGAUCAUGCCUGGAUCAAAGUGGAACAGCUCAAGCCGUAUCAUGCACAUAAGGAGGAAAUGAUAAAGAUUAACAAGGGAAAACGAUUCCAGCAAGCUGUGGAUGCCGUAGAAGAGUUCCUCAGGAGAGCCAAGGGAAAAGACCAGACAUCGUCCCACAGUUCUGCUGAUGACAAGAAUCGGCGUAAUUCCAGUGAGGAGAGAAGUAGGCCAAACUCAGGUGAUGAGAAGCGCAAGCUUAGCCUGUCUGAAGGGAAGGUGAAGAAGAACAUGGGAGAAGGAAAGAAGAGGGUGUCUUCAGGCUCCUCAGAGAGAGGCUCCAAGUCCCCUCUGAAAAGAGCCCAAGAGCAAAGUCCCCGGAAGCGGGGUCGGCCCCCAAAGGAUGAGAAGGACCUCACCAUCCCCGAGUCUAGUACUGUGAAGGGGAUCAUGGCCGGACCCAUGGCUGCGUUUAAAUGGCAACCAACCGUGAGCGAGCCUGUUAAAGAUGCAGACCCUCAUUUCCAUCACUUCCUGCUCAGCCAAACCGAGAAGCCAGCUGUCUGUUACCAGGCAAUCACAAAGAAAUUGAAAAUAUGUGAAGAGGAGACUGGGUCCACCUCCAUCCAGGCAGCAGACAGCACGGCUGUGAAUGGCAGCAUCACACCCACAGACAAAAAGAUAGGAUUUUUGGGCCUUGGCCUCAUGGGAAGUGGCAUCGUCUCCAACUUGCUAAAAAUGGGUCACACGGUGACUGUCUGGAACCGGACUGCAGAGAAAUGUGAUUUGUUCAUCCAGGAGGGGGCCCGCCUAGGAAGAACCCCCGCUGAAGUCGUUUCAACUUGUGACAUCACGUUUGCCUGCGUGUCGGAUCCAAAGGCAGCCAAGGACCUGGUGCUGGGCCCCAGUGGUGUGCUGCAAGGGAUCCGCCCCGGGAAGUGCUACGUGGACAUGUCAACGGUGGAUGCUGACACAGUCACCGAGCUGGCCCAGGUGAUUGUGUCCAGGGGGGGCCGCUUUCUGGAAGCCCCGGUCUCAGGGAAUCAGCAGCUAUCUAAUGAUGGGAUGUUGGUGAUCUUAGCGGCCGGAGACAGGGGCUUAUAUGAGGACUGCAGCAGCUGCUUCCAGGCAAUGGGGAAGACUUCCUUCUUUCUAGGUGAGGUUGGCAACGCAGCUAAGAUGAUGCUGAUCGUGAACAUGGUCCAGGGGAGCUUCAUGGCCACCAUCGCUGAGGGGCUCACCCUGGCCCAAGUGACAGGCCAGUCCCAGCAGACACUCUUGGACAUCCUCAAUCAGGGACAGUUGGCCAGCAUCUUCCUGGACCAGAAGUGCCAAAAUAUCCUACAAGGAAACUUUAAGCCUGAUUUCUACCUGAAAUACAUUCAGAAGGAUCUCCGUCUAGCCAUUGCGCUGGGUGAUGCCGUCAACCAUCCGACUCCUAUGGCAGCUGCAGCCAAUGAGUUGUUAAGAAUCUGCCUGCCAAUGCAGGGGACACAGGUUCGAGCCCUGGUCCGGGAAGAUCCCACAUGCCGCGGAGCCUCUAAGCCCGUGCGCCACAACUACUGAGCCUGUGCUCUAGAGCCUGCGAGCCACAACUACUGAAGCCCGCAAGCCUAGAGCCUGUGCUCUGCAAUAAGAGAAGCCACCGCAAUGAGAAGCCCGCGCACCACAAUGAAGAGUUGUCCCUGCUCGCCGCAGCCAGAGAAAAGCCCGCGCACAGCAACGAAGACCCAACGCAGCCAAAACAUAAUAAAAUAAAUUUUUUAAAAUCUACAUUUUGUGAAACACGUACAUACAUGAAUCACACAGAUUCAUUUAUUUUAGAGACUCUGUCUUCCAAGUGCUAUAAACUAUAUGCAUUUUUAUUCAAGUUAAAUAGAGGUUUCAAGUAGCUUCUAUAGAGACAAAGAAGAAGUAAAAAUACACAGUACUGGGGAAUUCCCUGGCUGUCCAGUGGUUAGGACUCCUUGCUUCCACUGCUGGAGUCCCAGGUUCCAUCCCUGGUUGGGGAACUAAGAUCCUGCAAGCCGCACAGUGCAGCCAAAAAUAAAUAAAUAAAUAAAUAAAUACACAGUGCUGUUCUUUUCAGACCUGCCUUUUCAUAGUUUAUAAUCUUCUGUCCUUGAAUUCUGUGUCUCUGUCCUUCCUUCAUGUGUCUGAACAUCUCAGAGUACUUGUUUCACUCUUCCAGUUUGAAGUACAAUUUCAGGUUCCUCCUUUCUUACCUUCAGGUUCUCUCUUGGUAGUGGAAUUCCUCGUGUGUUGUAUAAUUUUUCGUUGAUGAGUUUGUAACUGUGGUUACUUCUGAAGGGUUCCAUGGUGGCUUGUGUUGGGAGCACUUCUCUGUGAGGUGAUUUCCACUUGCCUCUCCCUUGACUACAGGAUUCGUUGGCUUGGAAACAGACAUUUUGGUUAAUUUCUUGAUGGAGCACGGCACUUUCUGGCCACUGUUUGGAGUUCAGGAUCUUGAGGUUAACUGGUCCAUUAACAUUUAAUCUUUGUCUUGAAGUCUGUUGAUAUGUGGUUGGAUUUAGAGCUACUCUUUUAUCAUUUGAUUGCCAUUUGUCCACUCUGGCUUUUGUUUGUCUGUUCCUCCUUUCUUUUGGGAUAUCCCUUUUUUGGGAUAUUUGAAUAUAUUUUAGAAUUCCAUUUUAUUGGGACUUCCCUUGCGGUCCAGUGGUUAAGACUCCGCCCUCCCAAUGCAGGAGGCCCGGGUUCAAUCCCUGGUCAGGGAACUAGAUCCCACAUGCCACAGUGAAGAUCCCGAGAUCCUGUGUGCCACAACUAAGACCCAGCGCAGCCAAAUAAAUAAAUAUAUAUAUUUUUAAUUCCAUUUUAUCUGUUGGCUUUUUAACAGUGCAUCAUUUUUGUCUUUGCUCUAAGGAUUGCUAUACACAUCCUUAAUUUCACAUCCUAGAUUAGACCUCUUUACAUAAAAUGUAGAUCCAUUUACCUCUCCCUCCCUCAUCUUCUAAGGCAGGGUUUCUCAACCUGGGCACUAUUGACGUUUUGAUGUGGGUGCUCUCCAGUGCACUGCAGGGUGUUUAGCAGCAUUCCUGUCCUCUACCCACUAGAUGCCGGUUGCACCCCCUCAGUUCAUAGAAGGUGUCUCCAGACAUUACCAAAUGUCACUCCAGGUGGGGAGCAAAAUGAUCCCGGGUUGAGAACCCCUGCUUUAGAGUACAGAUGUCCUAUGUGUUACAUUUGUCUUUGUUUUAAACCCACCAUUGUCAGAAUGUCUUGCUUUAAGUAGUCAUAUGUAUUUUAAAGAAAUUCAGAGAAAAAAUAAGUUCAUAUUUCUCUAAUUUACCAUUUCCAGUACUUUCCUUUCCUUUCUGAAGAAUUGAAUUUCUCUCUGGUAUUGUUUUCCUUUCAGCUGGAAGAACUUGCUUUAGCAUUUCCUGAAUGCAGGUUUGCUGGCAAUGAUUAGUUCUCAUUUAUCUCAAAAGGUCUUUAUUUAGUCUUCAUUCUGAGUUGACAGCUACACCUGAGCUGUAGUGGACAUCAUGUUUAGAAAAAGAAAAAAAUGCAGGCAGCCAACUGUGUGGGAGGAACCUGUGUCCAGCUGCAUUUUUUCAACAUGACUGGAUGUUGUGCUGCCCUUGUUAAAUGAUGGCUUUUUAAUUUUUCUCACACUCUUUCAUAUUCGUCUAGUACCUUUAGGGUGGCUGUUAAUUGCCAAGCACCAUGCUAGGCUCUGGGGACACAGGGUGCAGCCCCUUCUUUUCCUUAUGGAGCUUACAUUUUAAUGGAAGGAGGCACAAAGUAAGCACAUAAAUGUUUAAACAAGUAAGAAUUGCAGAAGGUUAGAAUUAUGAAUAAAGUGGAACAGAGUAAAGGGAUGGAGGUGGCUGGGUAAAGUGGUGCAGCUGCUGCUUCAAAUGGGAUGGUCAGGAAAGGCCUUGGAGCUGAUUGGGAAGGAGCCAGCCAAUGCUGAGGGAAGGACAGGGACAGUGGCCCAGAGAAUAACAUGGGAAGUCCUUGGAGCAGGAAGGAACAUGAUUAUAACUACUAACAAUGCUGAGCCCUGCCUCUGAGCCCUUUAUAUUCGUCACUCCAUUAAUCCUCACAAUAACCCUGUUACCUUCUCCAUAAAGUCAAGAAGCAGUGGUGGAGACACAGAGAAACUGAGGCACUUUGUCCAAGGUUAGGCCAGUCAGUGGGUGAUCCAGGAGUCACGCCCAGACAGCCUAGACUCCAGAACCUACCUACCUAACCACAUCGAGAACCGCCUCUCGGAAGCAGAUCUGUGUCUGUAAGUCAGCUUUGUGGCCAGACUAAGCCCAUGUCGUUUUUUUCCAGGUGUACAAAAGAGCCAAGGCACUGGACCAGUCUGACAAUGACAUGUCUGCCGUGUACCGAGCCUAUAUACACUAAGCCCUUGACCCCACCCCCACCCCCCCAUCUUCCCUCUGACCCCCUCUUCCUCACAUGGAGUUGGGGUCCUGGGACUUAACUCUGGACCAGUCCACCUGUCUCCAUCUUCUUUUUUACAGACUUUGAGACUUGCCAUCAGCACAGCACACAGCGUCGCUCCUCCCCUAGAGGUCCUGGAGAGGGGAGGGGUGUCAGCAGGAUUGGCCUGUGGGAAAGCUCUUGAGCUGGGCACCGGCCUUGGACUAGGUGGCUGUGUGUUCACACACACAAACACACACACACACACAGACACACACACACACACACACACACACACAACCCACCAUACUGGCUCUCGCCCCAGGAUAGAAGCUGCCCAGAAACUGCUGCCUGGCUUUUUUUUUUUUCCCUUUUUCCAAGCUGUCUUAUCUCAAACCCCUUCCAGCUGAGGAACUAGAAUCAGCAGUGAGAAGUGGAAGCUUUCCCACUGCUUCCCUCACAACGAAGAGGCUGUGGUUCUGUCCACUGUCCCCCACUGGAUCCCACGCAGAGAGAGGCUCUGGGCCAAGAUGAGCCAGCAGACUGUAAACCGAGGGUCCCAUGGGCCCUCCAACCUCAGGUGACCAGCUGAUGAGGAUUGUCAUGUUUAAGCUACCAAUGUGCAACCAACUCUCCAUAAAUGCCUUUGUGAGCUGAAAAGGGAUUGGCAGAGUCAAGCGAAGACAGGGCUCUGGCUUUCCAGGGAAAGCAGCAAACAGCCCGCCCCUAGGUGAGCUUCACAGAAGCCCUCUCCUCACUGCUGUUCAGCACCUGCCCGGAAGUCACCGUCACUGUGGAGCCUGGGCUGGGAUCAGACUUCCUUGCUUUGGUGUAAGGGUGCUCACUCCUCACCAGGCUGUUGUAGUAUUUGGAUUUGCAUUCCAGUCCUCAGGAAGGGGGUCCUGAGGGCCAGCACUGAGGAUUGAAGAGGGAGGGGUAUGGGGUUCCUUCCUAUUUCCAUUACGCCACAGACCCUUCACCUGGUUCUGAAGAGCCACUCUGACCCACAUCCCCUCACAGCAGUCCCACCUUCUCCAGCCCAUCCCUGCACAAGUUCCCUGCAUGCCCACCUCUCUCCAUUCUCCUCCCCUCCCCCUUUUCUUCUCAUGGAGACAGUAUUGCUUUCUGUCUCUUCCUUCUUUGGUCCAGACCCAACCUGACCAACGAUGACCAUUUCUUAGGCUCAGCUCUUGAAACAGGAAUGAGUGUCUGCACUUCAGCCAGCAGCUUGGUCUUCGGUGCUUUCAGGGUCCUGGGGUCUGUUGGGAGGGAAGAGGAGAACUAGGCCUGACUGAACCAGAGCUACCUGACCCUCAGAGGCAGAUCUAAGACAUCCUCGAGACCCUAGCAUUUCUCCUUGGAUAGGGGACCAGAGGGGCUUGGAAUGUGGCAUAAGAACAAGGAGAAGUUACCUAAAGGAUGUCAGUGUUUUCUCCCUCUGCAUGGGUUGGAUUUUCCAAAGUCACACCGCAGAAGGUCAGCAAUUAUAGUGAAUAUGUGAUGAUAAACAAUGAGGUGGCCACGCUGGUGUGGGGCCCCUCCCCCUCACAGCCUUGGCCCUUUUCCACUGAUCAGAACCCAGGUCAGGGGAUCUCAGAAGACAUGGGUGGAGGGCAGGGGAGAUGCCCGUGGUUUUUGGCACAGUUGUUAAUUUCACUGGGAUUUUGAAUUCUUUUCUGUCUGAACACAAAGCCUGUUCUAGUCCUAGCCGGACACUAGGGGGUGGGGGUGGGGGAAGAUGCUGUAAUGAAACUGGUUAGUCAAUGUUGUCUUAAUAUUGUUGACAAUUCUGUAAAGUUCCUUUUUAUGAAUAUUUGUUUAAGCUAUUUCACCUUUGUUUUGAAAUCCUUCCCUUUUAAGGAAAAAAUGUGACACUUGUGAAAAAGCUUGUAAGAAAGCCCCUCCUCCACCACCCUUUUUUUUUCCUUUAAACCUCCUUUAAAUGACAAAUCUUCUAGGUAAUUAAGGUUGUGAAUUUUUAUUUUUGCUUUGUUUUUAAUGAACAUUUGUCUUUCAGAAUAGGAUUGUGUGAUAAUGUUUAAAUGGCAAAAAUAAAACAUGAUUUUGUGCAAUUAACAAAAAGCUACUGCAAGCAAAAUAAAAACGUUUCUUGUUAACACAA
Messenger RNA from Lagenorhynchus albirostris (white-beaked dolphin), 6702 nucleotides. RefSeq names its product glyoxylate reductase 1 homolog (gene GLYR1). The transcript is spliced from 16 exons. Bases 60 to 1751 code for a protein of 563 amino acids. NCBI's taxonomy places the organism in Eukaryota, Metazoa, Chordata, Mammalia, Artiodactyla, Delphinidae. Gene Ontology annotation, molecular function: oxidoreductase activity, acting on the CH-OH group of donors, NAD or NADP as acceptor; NADP binding; NAD binding. The record is from RefSeq and is a predicted model, not a curated record.